Carassius gibelio (silver crucian carp) is the source of this 4251-nucleotide messenger RNA. RefSeq lists its product as uncharacterized. The record is from RefSeq and is a predicted model, not a curated record. Lineage: Eukaryota; Metazoa; Chordata; Actinopteri; Cypriniformes; Cyprinidae. The transcript has 9 exons. The coding region runs from base 21 to 2867 and encodes 948 amino acids.
CAUGCAAGGAUGAUGACAACAUGACAGCUAUAGAUAACUGCUCUGAGGAUUCUGUAACUACUGAAGGCACUUCACGAUUCACAGCUGAGCCUCCAUGGAAGGAUGAUGACAACAUGACAGCAAUAGAGAACUGCUCUGAGGAUUCUGUAAUUACUGAAGGCACUUCACGAUUCACAGCUAAGCCUCCAUGCAAGGAUGAUGACAACAUGACAGCUAUAGAGAACUGCUCUGAGGAUUCUGUAAUUACUGAAGGCACUUCACGAUUCACAGCUGAGCCUUUGGUUGAUUACUCGGACACCGAAGAUGAAGUUUUGUGUUCUAAAAUUAAGACAUCUUAUAAAAAGAGAUCUGUGAUUCAUGAUGAUUCGGAUGAUCUCUUUGAAAAUUCGAGUGUAAAUGGUAAAGAUGACCAAGACAUUCAACGUGACGUCAGACGGAAUCAUGCAUCAUUUGCAAUGAGUGAACAACAUUCCGCUUGUACCACAGCAUCCAAAAGAGCAAAAAACACAAGAGCUAGAGGGAAGAUCGCGGAGUACUCGGAUGUUUCGAGCGAAGAUGAGUUAUCUGUUAGUGAGGAAGAGUACAUUCCUGAUACAUCAGAGAGUUACACAUCAGAUAGUAGCAUGAGCUUUACUGCUUCACCAAAGGGUAAAGAAAAAAAGUUACAGACUUUGCCAGUCCGGAGCAGUUCAGCUGUGAACAGAAUCAAAAAGUUCAGUAUUCAAAGCAGCGGUGACUUAGGGAGCUCCCAGAACCACGACAUAGCCAAAGUUCCUGACACAUCUUCCAUUCUUGACAGCGCAACAUCAGUAGUUAUCCCAGCUGUAAUUAAAAAGAGAGGUGGAUUGAGAAUGUACAGCAAAAAACAACAGUGCUUUUUUUGUGAAGGUGCUUUUACAAAAAUUUCUAGACACCUGGAACGAAAGCAUAGAAAUGAGGUAGAGGUAGCAAAAGCGUUAAGUCAUCCAAAGGGCUCAAAAGAAAGGAGGAUGCAACUUGAGUAUCUACGUAACAAAGGGAACUUUGCUUACAAUAGUACUGUUAUUAAUACAGGUGCAGGACUGAUGAUUCCGCGGAAACUGCCCAAAAAGAACCUGGAGGGGGAAAGUUUUAUGCACUGCAUUUACUGCAAAGGACUCUUCUUAAAAAAAACUUUGUGGCGACAUGUCAAGGUUUGCAAAUUCAAGCCUGGUGAUGAGAAGCCGAAACCUGGAAAAACCCGUGUCCAGGUUCUUUGUGGCUUUGCACAACCUCCCCCACCAGGAGUAACUCAUGGUGUUUGGAAACUGUUAAAUUCCAUGAACCAGGACCAAGUGGCACUUGAAACUAGAAAUGACUGGUGCAUUUUAGAGUUAGGAAAGCAUCUUUACAACAAGUAUGGAUCAAGAGUUAAAAUGCAUGAACACAUCCGCCAAAAGAUGAGGGAGCUUGGAAGACUCCUAAUAUGUGCAAGAGAGGUAUCCCCCCUUACAUCUAUUAAAGAGCUCAUUCAUCCCACAAACUUCAUGCAUACCAUCAAUGCAGUUAAAAGGGCUGCUGGCUACAAUGAAGAGACCAAUGUAUUUGAAAAGGCUAGUGUGGCUGUGAAACUUGGACAGAGUCUGAACAAAAUCGCAAUGCUUAUUGAGAGCCACUCUACUAUUAGAGGAGAUGAAAAGACAGGAAAAAUUGCGAACAGUUUUCAACAGCUUUAUAAGUCCAGAUGGCCCGAUUACAUUUCUACAACAGCCCGGCGAACACUGGAGGAAGCAAAAUGGAAUUCCCCACAAUUACUUCCAUUCACAGAAGAUGUUAAGCUCCUUCAUAUAUAUCUUGACGAGCAAGAGAAGACCCAUCGCAAACUCUUGUUAACACAGCCAUCAUCUCAGCACUGGGCAAAACUGGCCAAGAUCACGUUAACUCAGGUUAUGCUUUUCAAUCGUAGACGAGAAGGGGAAGUGUCACAAAUGCCAUUGUCUGCAUACAUCUCCAGCAACCAAUCGGAUGCUCAUCCAGAUAUUAGCAUGGCCCUCACAGAUUUAGAAAAUAAACUGUGUCAGUACUUCAAGCGUGUAGAAAUUAGAGGCAAAAGAGGCAGAAAGGUUCCCGUGCUUCUCACACCUUCCAUGCAAGAAUCAAUCAGCCUGCUUCUUGAAAAUCGGAAUACCUGUGGAAUUCCAAAUGAAAAUCCUUUUCUCUUUGCACGCCCGUAUGCAAUGACAUUUUUCAGAGGCUCUGAUUGCAUUCGCGAAUUUGCUGUUGCAUGUAGUGCAAAAAAUCCUCAGACUCUUACAUCAACAAAGUUGAGAAAACAGAUCGGGACACUUUCUGAAGUUCUUAAUCUUAGCAACACAGAGUUAGAUCAGUUGGCAGACUUUCUAGGCCAUGACAUUCGAGUUCAUCGUCAAUUUUACAGGUUACCCGAAGGCACCCUCCAACUGGCCAAAAUUAGUAAAAUUCUUCUGGCCCUCGAAAAAGGACGCUUGGCAGACUUUAAAGGGCGAAAUCUUAAUGAAAUCAACAUAGAUCCAGAAGAGGAAGUUACAGUGGACAGUGAUUUGGAGGAGUCCACUUCUAGUCCAAAAGAGUGCACCACAGUAUCAUCAUCACAGCACACGGUUUGUGAGAACGGCACACUUCUAGCAGACCCAGUCUCCAAAAAAAAGAGAGGUUACGUUAAGAAGACGGCCUGGAACAAACUUGAGAUACAGGCUGUGGAGAAGCAUAUGAUGAGGUUUAUUAACAAUCACAAAAUUCCAGGAAAGGCAGACUGCAUGAGGUGUAAAGAGGCGGAACCACUUGCACUUAAAAAUAGAGAGUGGUCUACACUUAAAUUUUACAUCAAAAAUCGAAUCUCCGCUCUAAACAGAAAAUAUCUGCCAAAUUAAUUGACACACUGUCAGACUGAAUUGUUCAUUGGUAGAAACAAGCUUUUAUAGUUUUAAAACAAGCUUCCAUAGUCAAAUGGUUAGCGCAAUAGACCAUCAGUUCCAUGUUAUUGUUUGGAAAUGUAGAUUGUUCUUUCGAAAAUUAAGGCAUUUUAAAUAACUUUUAGACUGGAGUCUUUUUUUUCAUCCUUGUCUGCUUCAAAUGUAGAAUUGUUUUUCUAUAAAUGCAGACAUGGUAGAUUUUCAUUCUAUUGUACUUGUUUUCAAAAACUUGAGAAUGCAGUGUUUGUCAUGAAGGGUUUUAUUAAUAUAUAUUUUUUAAUUCAACUAGUGUUUACUGUGAACAUCUUUAUGAAAUAUUUCUGCAAAUUUUUGUGGACGACUGAAACUUAUGCUAAUGUUUCUGACCCUGACUGUUGACGUACUAAUGUUAUGAGUUUUGAAAAUGUAUGUCAUAUACUGUAUAACACUUUUUUUUUUUACUAAACCUUUAAAAGUACUAAGUUAAUUUUGUUUCUACAUCUAAAACAAACAUCUCCAAAAUCAAUUAAAGCAUGGAGCAGAUUGUAGCUCCUUUUCUGUCUAAAGUACGCAGAUUCUCUUUUGUGUGUGAGUCCAGUCCCCACAAUGACCAAAAACUGGUGUUGAGUGUGUUUAGAUACGAUCCCCACAAUGACCAAAAACUGGUGUUGAGUGUGUUUAGAUACGAUCCCCACAAUGACCAAAAACUGGUGUUGAGUGUGUUUAGAUACGAUCCCCACAAUGACCAAAAACUGGUGUUGAGUGUGUGUUUAUAGUCCCCACAAUGACCAAAAACUGGUGUUGAGUGUGUGUUUAUAGUCCCCACAAUGACCAAAAACUGGUGUUGAGUGUGUUUAGAUACGAUCCCCACAAUGACCAAAAACUGGUGUUGAGUGUGUUUAGAUACGAUCCCCACAAUGACCAAAAACUGGUGUUGAGUGUGUUUAGAUACGAUCCCCACAAUGACCAAAAACUGGUGUUGAGUGUGUGUUUAUAGUCCCCACAAUGACCAAAAACUGGUGUUGAGUGUGUUUAGAUACGAUCCCCACAAUGACCAAAAACUGGUGUUUAGUGUGUGAGUCCAGUCCCCACAAUGACCAAAAACUGGUUGUGUGUUAGCCGGACCCCAGAUAUACUCAAUACCUGAAAGGUCCCCACAAGUGACCACUGUGUCAGGUUUGUAAUUUUUAUAGUGAAAUAUUUGUAAUCUGCAGUGAUACUUUGAAACAGGCUUUUUAGCUUUUGUCAAAUAAUUUUUUUUAGGUCUGUAAGAUCAUAGGAAUGGGUGGUCCCCACUAUGUAGCAAUACUGACAGGUGACCCCCACAAUGCACAAAAACAAGUAUGUGUGUGCGUGUGUGUGU